AGGGGUCAGAGGAGUCUUAGGGGCUGAACGGGGCAUGAACGGGCUCCUGAGGAGCUGGGGGCACCGAGGGCAGCAGGAGGCUCCUGAGGGGCUGGGGUGGUUGUGGGGGUUUCAGUCGCUGGGACACCCCCAUUCCCACCGGCGGACCCCCCUUCUCUCCCGCAGGCCAUGAGCGGCGCCGGGGGCUCAGAGCGGCCGGAGGAGCGGCAGCGCCUUGUCCUCCCGAUUGCAGCUCUGGGGCACGGAGGUGUCCUGCAGGAGCUGGUGCUCGGAGAAGGGCAGCCCCUGGACCCUGGGAUCAGCGAGGAGCAGCGCCAGGCCCGGGAGGAAUGGGAGGCUCUGGAGGAGAUCCAGUCAGGGUUGGGGGGCACCCCAGGCACGGCUCCCCCUCCGAUUUCCUUCACCGAGGCGCUGCAGCACUUCCAGAGCGCGGAGCUCUCCGCCAGCCGGCAGGGGAAGCUCCGGGCGCCGGGGCGCCGCGGGACCCUGGCUGCCCUGCUCCGCUGCCUCCGCGGGCCCCCCCGGCUCUGCCCGCAGCUCCGGGGAGAGCAGGAGCUGGCGCUGGCCAUGGCACAGUGUGCCCUGGAUGACUCGGAGCGGGUACACAUGCGGAUCCUGCAGACCAUCUACCGGCAGCUGACGCGCUCCAGGCUGGGCUGCCCGCGCUACGGGGCACACUGGGAGGAGCUGGGCUUCCAGGGUGUGGAUCCUGGGACUGACCUGCGUGGGACGGGAAUGCUGGGGCUGAUGCAGAUCCUGUUCUUUGUCCUGGAUUCCCGGACGCUGCCGCUGGCACGGGAGAUUUUCCAGCUCUCCCAGCAUGAAACCCAGAAUUUUCCUUUCUGCAUCAUGUCCGUGAACAUCACCCGGAUCGUCAUCCAGGCGCUGCAGGAGGAGCGGCUCUCCCGGGAGUGCAACCGGCGGCAGCAGGUGAUCGGGGUGCUGAACGACCUGCAUGCCGCCGCCUUCCUGCGCCUCUCCCGCCUCUGGGAGCAGCAGCACGGCACCGUGGCCGAUGCCGGCUUCUUCCUCAAGGAGCUGGAAUUAUCCACCAAAAAGAAGCCAAGGCAGCUGCUGAAAUCCCUGGAAGCCUACCUGAGCCGUAGCCUUCGGCCUCCCUCUUCUCCCUCCUCCCAGAUCCACUUCACCAGCAUCUGUGACCCUGGGGUGGAACUGGAGGGAGAUUCCUGACUGGUCUGACAUGAAGUGGGACGCUGCACUGGGAAUUCUGCUGGUGGAUCAGCCCUUGGAGGGAGACACACCAGUGUUCCCCCUGGUUUGGGGGGUGCAGGAAGGAGCUGGAAUUUUGCCUGCUCCAGGUGGAACUUUCUGGAAGCAAAGGAGGAGGAGGUGGUGGAAAAGGGGAUUCCAUGAGCCACCCAACCUGGUGCUGGGAUAGUCACUCUCCCCACCCCAAAUCCAGGGUCCCACCUGGGUCCUUACUCUCCCCAGGUGGAGCUGGAAGGUGGUGCUGGGUUCCUGGAUCCCAUCCUGGCCCCAGCAGCGCCUGGAAUGGGAAUCCACCCACUCUGGGGGGCUGUGUCAGACCCCCCAGGGUCACUGUGGGCUGUCAGCACCCACAAAAGUUCUUAAAGAGGGGAGAUGAGGGAUCUGGUGGGAAAGAGAGUUUUGGAUUUGCCACUGGACUCUGUAUCUGGGGGAAGGAAAGGCGAACUGGGGUGCCCAGAGUCCUCUUUGGGGUGAAAAAGGUGCUGUGGAGGAGAGAGGCAAGGGUUGAGAGCUCCCAGGAGGAGGGGAAGGGUUAUUCCCUCUGGGAGCAGCUCGGGGCCAGUGCUUGGGAAUGUCCCCAGGCCCCCAAAAAUGGGGAAAAGUAGCCCCCAAAGCACAAAUCUGGAGAGAAAUGAGGGGUUUGGAGAAGUGGGAGCUGGGGGGAGAAUGGAAUGUUGUGGCCCCAGCCCCCCUGAGAGAGCGAUGAUUCCUGAGAGCUGGGAAUGCUCCUGGAUGGAAAAAAAAAAAUAAAAUAAAUGGAGAAAAAGGAGCCUGGAUUUGGGGUUUGCUCUCCUGAUCUUGAGUUAUUGUGGAAAUUGAAAGGGGAAUCCUUUUCAGGUGUUUUGGGGGAACAAAGAUGUGGUGGGGGGUCAGUCUUGCACCUGUGGGAACACAUUUGGGAGUGGUAUCUGAGAUAAGGGGGGGGGGGAUAGAAAAGGAAAAAGGGAAAAAGGAUGGUAUAAAAGGAGAAUAAAAGCAAA
Molecule: messenger RNA, 2210 nt
Organism: Vidua macroura (Pin-tailed whydah)
Lineage: Eukaryota; Metazoa; Chordata; Aves; Passeriformes; Viduidae
Gene: ELMOD3
Product: ELMO domain containing 3
Exons: 10
Source: RefSeq, a predicted model, not a curated record